Molecule: messenger RNA, 11845 nt
Organism: Drosophila simulans
Lineage: Eukaryota; Metazoa; Arthropoda; Insecta; Diptera; Drosophilidae
Gene: Cda5
Product: mucin-5AC
Exons: 13
Coding region: 3944-11707 (2587 amino acids)
Biological process (GO): carbohydrate metabolic process
Cellular component (GO): extracellular region
Molecular function (GO): hydrolase activity, acting on carbon-nitrogen (but not peptide) bonds; chitin binding
Source: RefSeq, a predicted model, not a curated record
ACAAAUAAAUUAUACCCAGCACGUGAACAAUUUAUGUUUGGGGCCCGAUUGUAAAUCUGUAAGCAGGUCAUCAGCUUUUGAUGGCUGUUGGUCUAAUCUUGCCUUCCAAGGUACUUAUGCUGGCGAUCGUUUACUGCUUUUCGCAAGGGCUGUCGUUAUUUUCACGAAUUCGCUCCAAAUAUUCCACACCAACGCAUUGGGCUGGUGGGUCUGGUUGCAUUCUUAUUGACCGGGGUAAGGUUAAGGAGACAAAGAAUACACUAAUGGGAUUUUUGACAUCUCGGUAAUAAAAAUACAGUUUUAACCUGUUUUUGAGAGAUUGAGAUUGAUUUAAAAUGUCUUAAAGAUUUAAUUCUCAGUACCAAAUGAAAAAAAACGUUAAGCAGGGUUUCAGAAUGCAAAGCAAAAAUGUAAUCGUAGGUGGGCAGAAUUGACUGCGGCUAAUGCAGAUUCGAUAUAACCGACUCCACGCUUUUGUAAUGCUUUAGUAGUAAAGGCAGCAUUCGUGUUGUGUGCAUUUGGAAAGCAAAUCAAAUUGGCCAGAGGCACCCUUAACCCGGAUGACUUUCUUCUGCCCAUGCUUUAAAACCCAUCAAGUUAGGUAGUUCACGAACUUGAACUGGUUGGACCACUGUAUGUACAGGAGAGGGUAACGGAGCCAUGUAACGCUAUUUAUUCAAGACCUUGCCUAUAGGAGGAAGUAAGAGCCACUGCAUAUUGAAGGAUGUUCUGCCAAGUACCAGUUAUACACAUCUCUUCCGCAUUGCAACGGCCUCGGCGAAACUCAAUCCUCCCAAGCUUAGGCAAUAAGAGGCCUGCUAGUUCCCCUUUGACAAAACGGCCUUGGGGUAAUAAGCUUUUGCUUGCUGAAAUUAUAAAAGUAGCACCGCUGCGGCUGCAAGGUGUUGUGAAGUACUGCUACAGUUUCAAAUCCGGUUUAUUCAACUUACAAUGCUAUUCGCUGUUUCUUAACUUUAAGCUACAAGUGUGACAAUAUUAUUAAAUAAGCCACAAAACCGGCUUCGUACAAAUCAAUUUUUAAUAGCUAUCGAAUAUCUCAUGACUUUUUGCAAGUAUUUCCCUUAAAUCAAUUAGCAAUAGAAAAAUAAUCAAUCAUUAAAUGAGUAUCAACACCAAAACAUAUCACGUUCUUAGUGUCUGUUGUUAGAAGCUUUAAAAGCCUGCCCAAAGUAUGUUUCUUAAAAUGUAUGUAAUAGUUUAGUUAGGUAAGUCUCUGCUGCUGAAAAAAUAUCUACGACUUGCUUCCAACUAAGGCGUGGCCAGUGGUUCCGGUAAUAGUGGCUUGACGGCUGUUCUAUUCGCCACCAUUUACGCUGCGCUUGAUCUGUACAAUAAGAUUGCUUAAAGCGAAACACCCCUUCUCUUCAGUUCCCACCCCAAACGUUGGUGAACGGGAAGGUCAAGCUACUUGUACCUUUUCUUUGCAGUGAGAAAGACUUCUAGUGUUGUUUUUAAAGACGAAAGACCAAGAAAAUAAAAUUAGAAGGGCUUAGUAGUUAUAAAUAACAUUAAAGUUAAGUUCAACUAUUGAACAAUCCGAAAUUCUGGAUAUUGUUUUACCAAUUCUGAACUAAAAGCAUUAAUUGAUAUUUGUUCAAUGUCUGAUAUGAUAUUAAAGUAAAGACAAAAUAUAUUUGGCGUUAAGCUUAACCAGUCAAUGAUAUAAGUCCAUUCAACUAUUUUGAUUCGUAGGUGUGAAUGCGUACUAGUCCAUUUUCGUUAAAAUUAAAACAUAAUUAAUUUUAUUAUCAUUAGAAAGGCAAACUGUAUGCGCUGUCCAAAAGUGGACUCAUUAAAGUCAAAAUACUUUCAAAAUGCUUAGCUCAAGACACAAAUAAGAUUGUGCGCAAAGGAAUUUCAUGACAAUCGAACGGAUUUUACUUAUCAUUGAGUUAGAGGCUGGAAUAAAUUUGACCACAAGUAGCCAAUGUGCAAUUGUAUUAACAAGGGCAAGUCGAUUGAUGUAGUCUGGCAUGUCCCAAACACCUAAGACAAAGAUUGCCACGCACCAAAAGUCACCAAGAGAGCUGCGUAUGAACAUAAUAUUAUUGAUGAUGAGGUAUCCACAGUGUUAACAAUUUUCCACUCACUUUACAAUUAUUAACAUUUUUGAUUUGUCACUCACUUUAUUGGUUAAAUUUAAAGCUCCAACAUUUCGUAAAACUAUAUGAUUUAAUUAAGUGUUUAAAGCCAAUGACUUUUUCAAUUAACGGAACCAUUGUAUCUUCCAUUUAUUAGUCAAGAGUUAAACACAAUGCUCCAAUACCAAGUAUACCGAAAAAUGAAGGCUCUGACCGAUUCGAAUUGCAUGUGUAAGCACAGAUACGGGUUUACUUGUAGGGUACCCACUUUAUCGAAAACAUUAUAGGCAAGUUUUGAGGGCCAACAAUUUGACAAUCAUUUUCAGUUGAGCUUUUUUCUGACUGAAUGAACUUGCAAUAUCUUUAUGCGUGCUAACUAUUGACCAUAUUUUGACAGGUUUUAUAUACAUAUAACCGAACAAAUAUUUUUUUCAGGAAACGGGGUUAUUACGCUUUCAGUGUUCCAGUGUUCUUGGUAUACCGAUAGAAAUUUACAAGGCUAAUGAAAAUAUUAAAAAAUAUCCAACAAUUUUUCAAUAAUGUGGGCGUGGUUUGAGGUUAGAGUGGGUGGGCAACAUGACUCAACAAACUUGCGCUGCGUCUAUGUCUCUAGAAUAUGUAGUCUAGCUUUAAUAGUUCCUGAGAUCUCGACGUUCAUACGGACGGACAGAAUAUAUAAAGAUAAAGAAUAUAUAUACUUUUUAUGGACCGAAACGUUUAGUUCAACAUACACUUCGUUACAUACAUUUUAAUAUAGUAACGUAAAUAAUUAAAUAACUUCCUAAACAAAGCAAAAAAUAUUCAACGCAACAAAACGCUUCGCCCUCCAUUCACAGAAAAAAUAGUGUGAAAUACAAUCCAGCAAAAAAUAAAUUAAUAAAUAAAGAAUUAGAUUAAUUCGCAUGGCUUGCUCAAACCAUCAGCUUGUAUCGCCGUUCACCAGAACCCCUUUACUUCAGUUGUUGUUUUACAGCUUUAGCUUGGCUUUGGUUGGCUGCUUUGGCCUAGUUCUUGGUCGUUGCCAUGUUUUCAACUCGGUUUUACUUUCAAUUCUAUGGGUUGAAAUUGGCCACUUUGGACUUUAGAGUAAAGCUAUAUGUUAGGCAUAGCAAUUGAAUUUAUCAAGGGCAAUUCAGCUGGGUGGUUUUAAUACUAAAAGUGAUUGAGUGGUCUUCCUUCGAUCCCAUGCUUGACAUGGAUUCAAGUCCAAGCCCAUGUUGAAGUACUAAGUAUUCUUUAAUUUAAGCACCGUAAUCCACUAUACAGCGAUCCAGAAACCUGCUGCCAAACGAAAAUGUAACGAAAAAGGUAACAACAUUUCACAAUCGCCUUGGUAAAUAGUUUCCCAGCCUUCGUUGGCUAGAGGGUGGAUAUUGUUGGAGUUUCAGAAAACAAUAAACAAAGCCCGCUCCCCACUUGUAGAUGGCUUGAAACUAAUGGGGAGCUUUGGAUGAAAUUCUCAGUAAUAUGAUGAAAUUGACUAAGAAUAUGGGUUGGACUACAUUUUUCUGAUAACUUGUAUAAGAAAAACGUAGUAACUCUGCAAUGGCACAAGCGUUAACUUUACUCUUACUUUCAAAAGCUUAAGAGAUACAAACGACCCCGCGCGGGUGCAGCAAUAACUUGAACAGUCUGUUAAUGUAAAGUAACAGUCGGGGCCAAGCGUGGCUCAGACCAAGCUUGGCCCAAAAGCCUGACUUCGAAACUUGGUUGGCUGGCUGAGCUUGCCGAGAGUCUCAAGACACUCACUCCGCACAGUCGCGCUGUAUAGUUGUUUCGAUUAGGACGUGUGGUUCGCUUAAGCGCACGUUACAGUUACGACGACGCGCCAUACCUGCAAUAUGAAGUAUUCAACAAGUCGACUAAACAUUCUGUGCCUGCUGGGAUUGUGCCUACUGCUUUUUAAAACAGAACCCAUAGAGGCACAAAACAAAAGAACCUCACGCGUAACCAGCUCCCGCAGCUUCGGGACCAACGUCAAGACCGACAACUCCAAUGGCCCCAGCUUCGACUGCCCUGAGGAGUUCGGAUACUAUCCGCACCCAUCAGAUUGCACCCAAUACUACGUGUGCGUCUUUGGAGGAGCGCUGCUUGAAAGUUGCACUGGCGGGUUGAUGUACUCGCACGACCUACAGACCUGCGACUGGCCGCGAAACGUCGGCUGCGAGUUGGCGGACACAUCCUCCGAGCGCAACAUUGCACAAAGUCAGGUCCAGAGGCAAAGAGAACCCCAUGCACAGCACGUACCAAGCCGAAUACGCUUUGGAGCCGCUUUCAGCAGUCAGGGUGGCACACAGAAGACGGCCACGGUGCCGCCACAGUACCAUCGUUCUCCACCCCAGGUAAUACAGGCACAGGUGCAGAAUAUACCGCCUCCCCCACCGGAACUGCGAGUGUCACCAAACCCGGUAAUCACGUCGCGUGGUCAACCAAAGCCGCUGAUCGACUCCCAGGAGGACAUUGCAAAGCUGUAUGCCGAUGCGCAGGAAUCGUUGCCGCCUGUGGAAGAAGAGGAGUCCGACCGUCAGCAGAGAGUGUAUCGAGGCCAACCCAGUACCGUUAGUCAAGUUCAACGCGAUCGCGAUGGUAUUAUUCACCAAGCUAGUAUCAAUUCUAUUCCUCAAACUGGAAAAAUCGGAUCUUACGCUUUUGGGACCGCCUAUAGCAAAAGCCUGCAGGACGACCAGACGCUCGAACUGUCCUACAACCGACUUGAUGAAAGUAGGCGACGCAAACGCCGCGACCUUAGUGCCCAGCCGACAAAAGUUACAGAAGAAAAGUAUCACAACGACACAAAUUGUUCAAGGGAAGUGUUGGAGCAUGCUAGCCCUACAGAGCUUUCUGAUUCUACUGAUACUUCAAAAACUUCACAAGAACGCUUAAACGAUGGUGCGCCGGCAAAUGGUAGGAUGCGUAAAUACUCUUCAAAAAUACGUCAGCUAAAAAGCGAGAACGCAAUGGAAUUCGACUUCAAAGAAAUUCCUGGCGAAGACAGCCAGUUAAUGGAUGGAUAUGAAGACGAGGAUGAUGUGGCCACGGGUGAGUCGAAGAGACGACCACGCCAGCUGCGACCUAUUUCACAUACAUCACUGAAGUGGCCGGUACAAAACUACCGCGCCAUUGACUCACCCCCCCUCCCACAGGUUUCUCAGCAAACGGGAUACAGCUUUGGAAGUUAUAAUCCAUACCUCACACCUCCCAAUACCAAUCCUGUCCACAAUCAACAGCCGUACGGCAACCCUAACUACAAUCAUCUACCCGGAUACCACUCAUACGUGCAUCAGCAACAUCAAUUGGCUUCUGCUGGGCCACUCUCUCAGAAAAAGCACAAAUUGCCUUAUACCGGAUACAAUCUUUCGUUGCCCCCACCGCCGCUGGAGGAUGACUUUCGUCCCAUAGCUGGUAGCUACUACGAAGCUGCCGGUGCAGCUCAAACUAGUCCUCGUUCGCCCAACAGCAAACAGCACCAUUCUAACGCUGGCGACCUGCUCCCUUAUCUGAUACAACAGUUGAAGGAGCUAAAAGAACAGCGCAAGCACCUUCAGAGUGAUAACUUUGCGUACUUCCGUCUGGACAAUCAACCAAUGAGUCCGGUACCCACUCAAGCAGUCACACCCGUACCCACAAUUAGCACCACUUACUACUCCCCAGUAGACGCGUCCAAGCUCUCACAACAGGUUACACCAAAUGGUCAAUACAGCACAAUGGGCGGAUUCUACAACAACCAAAAACCGGGUAAAGCCUCCUUUAAUCCCAACUAUCCCGGGAAGUUGGUAUCCCAGUAUAGUAUCGCCUCUAACGGACAUGACAGCACGACGGAGAGCAACUACUUUCAGUACAACAUUGUUGCUAAUCAGAAAAUGAAGGGUGUCUUUAGCACAGCUCCUCCAAACCAGAUCGGUCAUUCUGCAGUUAAAGUUCGGCCCCCAGUCACGCCGCUUCAGGUGACUCAGAGUAUUAACGUGGUAUCUGCCCCAAAUUUAACCUACAAAAUACCUAAUGGUCUGCAGCAAGCCCCAUUUGCUCUUCUUCCCGAAGGCAUUAGCUACGCCAGCAACAGCACCAUUCCAGAAUCCUACCAAACGUUCACUAAAUCUGUCAGCACAUCAGCAACAGUGCUUUCCGAUGUGCCUACUACAACGCCUAAGUCAAAACUGACAAACUUUCAGUUUAACAUCAACGAGUUCAUGGCCAAUCUUAAGGAAAGCGAUUUGUCCAGUGUCAACCCGGCUGUUAAUCCGUUGAUAAAAUAUUUCAAAGAGCUUAGUACUGACAAUAACGGAAAUAUAAAUUUACCCAAUCCGCUGGUUAAUCGUCGCCCCGUAACUGGGAGUACCAGCACCUUGAACAGCACAACUACGACCACCCAGGUAGACAUCAAGCCGAACACACCAGCGUACAAAAAACGCAUAAAACCCGAUCCGACACUUCCCACGCAGAGCACUCCGACUCCCAUAAGGAUACUGAAAGGCUACGAACAUUUUAUUAAGGGCAUACAGAAUCAACUCAACUCGCGGAACUCUAGCCAAAGCACUGUCUACAACACAUCAACCACUUUAAUACGAAUGCCAACCACCACGACCAUCAAGAGUGUCGAUUAUUAUGACGAGGAUUACGAAGAGGAUGAAGACAUAUUGCCUCCGUCUCAAAUGCCCCCUUAUAUGCCAGUGUCCGAGACCAUGGCCCCUCCCCGCCGACAUUUAGCUACAGCAAGGCCCAAUACUGAAUCGCCAGGAAAAGGUCCAGCCAGUUUCCAGACGGGUUUUCUGGAGGCAACAACAACUCGACGUCCGUUUCCCACCUUCACCCAGGUGAAUCAAGCCGGUGCUGAGGCCGACGUGCCCUCAUUCAUUAGCUUUCCUAGUGACAUCUUCCAAGAACUAAAGCAGCGGCUGCCCAAGCUCCCGGAACCAAACGCCCCACAAUCCAGUACCAAAGUAUUCACAACUCCACGCAGUGUGCGCCCAACCUCCCAUCCAAGGCCUAUCUCCUCCAGUACAGAACAGCAGCCAACUCGCGUGCGUUAUACAACUAUCCGACCAGGCAUAAGAGGACAACAAAAAUGGAAGACGACGUCACCAGUCCAAGAACAAAAGGAAAUAAAUAAUCAUACCGAAAACAGUGCCGUUGUCUUAAACUCAAGCAAGCAGAGCAACCCGGGCGGCCUUCCACUAAACUCAAUACAUGCCGGCUCAAGCCCAGAAAGACACAGAGUUGAGUCGCCUUCACCGUCAUCGCUAGGGACACCGCAACCCGCUAAUAUAUUUGUACAGCCCACGCCAGCAGCCCCGCCGCAACAGUCAGAGCCCAAUCGUAACUACUACAAUGCAUCUACAUUUAAUCAUGGGGGCAGCUACCAACCACAGCAGCAACACCAACAACAACAGUUACAACCAACACCAUUCCAACAAGCGCCACCACAAGAACAACAUCAGCAGCAGGCACAAGCCCCAACACAUUCAUAUGACACAUCCUAUUAUUCGGUUUACGACGACGAUAUCGAUUUAUAUAGGGAUCUAGAGUACCAUCAGCAACAGUCACAGGAGCAGCAGAAACCACCUACGCCGCAGUAUCAGUCGGCAGUUCGCCAGCAGCAGGCCCACCCAACCUACCGUCCCUUAGAGCUCCCCGCCACUCCGAAGCCCCCCCCUUACGAAAACCAGCCAGCGUACAAUACAGACUACGAUGAGGAUAUUAAUGGUCAGAUUGAACAGGAUAAUACGUACGAUCAGCCAACACGUUCUCCUCAAAGGGCAGAACAUGUGGCCAUACAAAAACUGGAUACCCGAGCCAGCCACUCGAGCACUGUCACUCUAACAACGACAGCAUCCCCACCGGAAGUACUCACAUACUACGAAACGCUGACCACACCCUAUGCUCCGAAGCGCGGGUCUAGCGACUACGCCUAUGGGUCGGCAGAAGACAAUGACCAGAGGGAUCGUUUACUAACCGAAGUCAAGUCUAGGCCCCAUACCGGUAGCGAAGACUUUGACCUAAUUGCCAAUGUUGUGGGUCAUACCGACAAGAACACCGCGACUCCACCAACACGAUCGCAAAAAACGAAAUCGACACCGCCACAUAACGGAAGCCAGAAGCCAGGAAGGAGUUCCAACACCACAACACAUGCUGUUACGUUCACGCAGUCCUCAACAAUAACAACCACAUCCACAUUUCCUCCAACGACAACAAAAAAACUUACAAGCUCGAAAGCGCAUGCAAAUAAGCCAUAUAAACAACAUAUUCCCGACAAGUCAAAAACAACCACAAAAGCUUCCAGUACCUCUCACACGACCGCGACCAGCUCCACACCUUUUCCUAAUCACCUUACUUAUAAUUCAAAUCCUUUUCUCCAAUCAAAACUACAACAAGUUGCUAAGUCGUUGGCAAGAGUAGUGCAAAGCAGUCAGCCUAGGAUAAAUUUCACCGGUUACCCACAAGCUCAAAACCUUUCAAACUCGCCCCAACAGUCCACAAGUUCGGAAUCAGUUCCAGACCAAGAUUCAGCUCGAAUUACUUCCCUAACUCCCCCGCCCACCACCACGCAAAGGCCCCUGGUAAAGGACAACUCCGGUAAUAGCAGCCCGGACAACGUUGAAAGUGCCUUUGAAAAGAGUCAUACAAUUAAUCAGACGGUUGAUCCGCCGAAGAGUCGCUCCUUUGAAACCACUACAUCGUCAAAGUUCCUAGAUUUUAUUAAUGCCGCAGCGUAUGGUACAAGCCCGAGUGGCAUUCGGCUGAAUGAAGUGCCAGAUAAUCUUGUUAACAGGGAUAUUCCUUUUCGAGAAAAUGACAACUCGUUCGAUUCGAGCUCACGGAACACAGAACCACAGCCCAAACGUUUUCAGAAAUACGUAGAUUCUGAUGUACCUCCACAAAGUUUCAAAGUUCCCACAAAGGGUGAAAUGAGAGCACCAACGGAAGAAAUGGAAAGCACAAGCACAACACGACCAAGUAAGCCCCUACAAUAUAGUCUUCAAAGUGGAUCAAAAGGUUUUAGUUUGCAUAUGGAGCCAAUGAUCACAAAGACGAAGAGUUUUUCCACCAGCACAACCACAACAAGCCCAACAACACUGGCUGACUUGUUUCAGAAGUUCGUCGACAUCAAACCUACAACAUACGCUCCACCACUUCUCAUUUGGCGUAGUGGAAGGCCCAUCAUUCAACAAGCACUUCAUAGACCAACAGUCGCAACUUUCAGCACAUCUACUAGUGUUACCACAACUACAUCUCCUCCUACAACUUCUAAAAAUGUAGCUGAGUCUAGCAGCACUACCAGAGACAUUACAACAUCAAAAUCUGCGGCGCAGCCUAGCCUAGAACAGGAUUUUCUACCAAGAGCGGGUUAUUUGCCGCGUUCCAAUUAUUUUAGGGAAAGUCCAAAUCGUGUAACAGCCAACCCUGCUAUGCAUUUUGUCUCACCGUACAAGAGCCUAGAGAACUUGCUUCAUGAAGAUCGCCAGCACCACCAUCAUCAACUACGGACCACAACCAGACCCCGGUACACAAACGCUCCUGCCUUUUCGGAGUUCCUCCAGACUACGGCAAAGUCACGAAAGAAUCUUUUUAUGAUGGCGUCUGUUAGAAACUCUAGUAAAGAUGUUUUGGCCACGAUGGAGACAGGAAACGCACGCAACUUUAGUGUCAGCGACGCUAUACUAAGCACAUUCAGUCCUCAGCGUCCUGCUCCAAGUAUGCUGCGAACCACUACCACGACUACAACAACUACUACCAUGAAACCACCUCCUAUAGAAAUUACGUCGACUGAAGAUUCAACAACCGUUUCUGCCAUAAUCGCUUCCUCUGCCAUCCACAUAUCACAGUCCCCAAAGCCUGCCCGUGGGCGCUCUCGAUACACGGCGGCCACUUUAAACAGUCUCGGGGACAGCGGGGACGAGCCCACGACUUAUGCACCCAAGCUUAGAUUGCUCGGAGGAUAUGAUCCCAUUCCGCUGCCUAAAACCAAGCCUCAACGAGUACAAGUGAUCGGCAAUCAGAGGUCUUUGUUAGGUGGGCCAACAUCUAAGCCACAUGAAAAGUACAGGGCAUUAGAGGACACAUUUCAAGCCAAAGAUCUCUCCAUUGGCUCCAAAAAUGUAAUAAGCAAGUCGCUUAAACAUAAACCAAUCGAAAAUGAAGCCAGCGUUUCGGACGAGCCAAGAGCCGAGGCUUUAAUAAGCAAACCUUUGGAGGACAGGCAACUAAAUGGCAUUAACGAAAAAGAAACUGCAAUAGAUUACAGCUCCACCGAACACGUGGUGGCAAUAACAGAACGUCCAACUGUCAAGUUCCUUUACUCUAACAAAUACCGACAGCAAACGGCGGAGCACACACUAGCAGAUAGUCUUCAAAACUCCGGCUACAUAACAUCGCCUAACGGAUCGUCACAGAAGUUCAGAUCCCCCAACGUCCUUGAGCAACUGAGGCAAUUUCUUUCCGGCAGUGACAGCAACAGCAAUAGCGAUGAGAGUGGGAAUUCCCAAUUCGUUAAUGAGUAUUCACUCCCCGAAUUAAGGUCCGCUAUCGGUGAAAUCAAGAAACUGUACUUACCCACCGACCGGCCAGUAACGACCACUUUAAAAUCUAGCACGACGACGUUGCAUCCUAAUACCACGCCUAUUGCCACACUAUUUCCAAUCCGAACCAAGGGACUAUCCGUUUUACCGUCUUUUAACAUCGUGACCACUAAUUCCACUUUAACAGAAAGAACAACGUCAAGCACUCCUGAUUUUAGUACCCCUAGAACCCUCAAAACCCCUCCAGUUUCUCUAACUACCGUCCCCACUAUUCCCACUGGUACAGCUACACCCUCCUCAUUUGCACCGCACACUGCGCGCGCUUCGAGGGUGAAUAAUGAUAUUAAGUCGUCGAUUGCUGCCGCUGCCCUAGGCCCUAGCACCUCAACCUAUCAGCCAUCAGUGUCAGCGGGUAAAACUCAAAAGUUCCAAAUCGGCUUCGCUACCAACAAUAAAAAUCACCAACUCCAAAAAACCAGCAUCAACCAUAAUGGCCCCGCAGCCUCAGCCUCCGUGAAGUGCUCCGAUAGCACACUAAACGCCAAAUGCAACGAAAUCUCUUCAAGAAACAACAACAGGAACCGGGGCAGUGCCAUGUACAGUAAUCAGGAUCGGGACUUGAUAUCCACUCCCAACCGCGGAACUCAUCCUCCACGAACGCGGCCAACGCUUAAGCCAUCGGGAAUAAUUGUAUCAAAGGCUCAAGAGUUUGUGGAUAUAUACCGUUACCCACCGUCCCGCCCUGACCCAAUUUACCCACAGCCUACGCCAGAUAAAACGGCAGCCAAAUGCCGAAAGGACGUAUGCCUUUUGCCUGACUGCUAUUGCGGAGGAAAGGAUAUUCCUGGCGGAUUAAACGCCUCAGAGACCCCGCAAUUCGUACUUAUGACGUUUGAUGAUGCCGUCAAUACCAUUAAUAUUGAUCUUUACGAGGAACUCUUUAAUAAUAAGUCGCGGAAAAAUCCCAACGGUUGUUCUUGGCGCGGAACUUUUUACCUAUCACAUGAGUGGACGGACUACGUCAUGGUACAGGAUUUGUACUCACAAGGUCAUGAAAUGGCCUCCCACACCGUUUCGCGAGCUACCUGCUGAAAGCAUUCCUCAGAUCGUUCUCUUGACCUUUGACGAUUCCGUUAAUGACCUAAACAAGCAGUUGUACACGGAUCUUUUUGAGAAAGGUCGCGUCAAUCCAAACGGCUGUCCCAUCACAGCCACUUUUUACGUUUCCCA